AUGGCUCUUCCUCAGACCAUGAAGGCCGUCGUAUUUGAUGGACCCCGCAGCGUCUCCAUCCAAGACCGACCGGUGCCUCAGAUCCAGGACGAUGAAGAUAUCAUUGUCAAAGUGAGCGCAACUGCUCUCUGUGGCUCCGAACUACACGUGUACCGUGGCCAUCAGUCCUCCGAUACUGGCUUCAUCAUGGGACAUGAGUUUACAGGAACUGUCGUAGCUGCAGGACCAGCUGUGAAGUCAGUCACCGUUGGCGACAAGGUUGUAGCGCCAUUUACCGCAUCAUGUGGCAAGUGCUUUUUCUGUCUCAAUGGCGCCACUGCGCGCUGUGAGAAAUCCUUGCUUUUCGGAUCAACCAAGCUCGAUGGUGGGCAAGCAGAAUAUGUUCGCGUGCCCCUGACUGAUGGCACAGUCUCCAAAGCACCACCAUCCAUUUCAGAUGAGGCUUUAAUUCUCAUGGCUGACAUCUUCCCCACCGGAUUCUUUGGCGUCAAAUCCGCACUCAGCAUGGCGCCUCCCACUCUUAACAUCCAAGAAUCUACUCUGGUGGUGAUUGGAUGUGGUCCCGUUGGCUUGUGUGCAGUCAUUGCUGCGGCAGAGCAGAAACCCAAGCAUCUGUUUGCCAUUGACGGCGUGGAUAGCAGACUUGAACAGGCAAGACAACUUGGUGCCGAGCCCCUCAACUUCCUCAGUGACAAGGCGGGUAUGACGGCGAGGAUCUUGGAAGCAACAGGAGGAAGAGGCGCCGACUUGGUCGUUGAGGUUGUCGGACUGUCGCCAGCAUUGAGGACUGCUUUUGACAUUGUCAGGCCCUUUGGCGUGAUCAGCAGUAUUGGUGUUCACAAUGCAGAGAUUCCAUGGUCUGGAGUUGAGGCAUACGGAAAGAAUAUUCGCCUACAAAUGGGCAGAUGCCCUGUUCGGAGCAUCUUUUCCGAAGCUCUUGUUCUGCUUGAGAAGAAGCAGCACCUACUUGGUUUCAUGUUUGAAAACAUCAUGCCGCUCAACGAGGCUGUUCAAGGAUAUGCCCUGUUUGAUGAGAUGAAGGUACAAAAGGUUGUCUUCAAGCCAUAG
This is a messenger RNA of Trichoderma aggressivum f. europaeum, 1068 nucleotides long. RefSeq lists its product as uncharacterized. The record is from RefSeq and is a predicted model, not a curated record. Gene Ontology annotation, molecular function: zinc ion binding; oxidoreductase activity. Lineage: Eukaryota; Fungi; Ascomycota; Sordariomycetes; Hypocreales; Hypocreaceae. The coding region runs from base 1 to 1068 and encodes 355 amino acids. The transcript is spliced from 7 exons.